GAGAAGAUAAAAGGGCAGAAGCAAGAGAAGAAAUAUGAGAAAAUAAAACACCCAAAUUUGAGGCUAAACCCGAAGCCACGAAGCCACCCGAACUUCAGUUAGGAGGCGAAUUCGGCGGCGGAGACAGCACACCGAAGGAUUCUCGACAAUGAACAGGUGGUUCAUUGAGCCUUUCAGGAAGUUUGCGGCGGCCGGCGGACGGCGGUGCUUGGUCAAGGACGCUCAUUGCGACUUCACUCAUGGCGUUUCCGAUGAGUUUAAGACGCCCAGAGCCGUUCCGAGGACGCCCAAUGUUUCUGCAUUUAUGGCCAUGCUCGGCCUACCUCCCUUACGUCUCAACCCCCUCUUGCCUUCCUCAGUAGAGAAUUCGGAGGGAUUCCAAUUCUCCGGCGAGGAGUCGUCUCCGCCAUUAAAUGAAGGCGAAGUUUCUCAGUUCCAAACUCACCAUAGAAAGAAGGAAAAAUCUCAGCGAUCUGUGGAUUCGACUUUCCUUCAUUUUCCGUCGCUUUCUCGGCAUUUUCCUUCGACUUUCCGAUCGGCGAUCCUCAACGCGCAGCGGCAAUACGCAACGUGUGCUGAGGUCCAGAAGCCUUCUCAGGAAUCGGAAUCGGAAUCGGAAUUGGACGGUGAAUUUGANUAA
Molecule: messenger RNA, 640 nt
Organism: Cucurbita pepo subsp. pepo (vegetable marrow)
Lineage: Eukaryota; Viridiplantae; Streptophyta; Magnoliopsida; Cucurbitales; Cucurbitaceae
Source: RefSeq, a predicted model, not a curated record